Molecule: messenger RNA, 1409 nt
Organism: Drosophila elegans
Lineage: Eukaryota; Metazoa; Arthropoda; Insecta; Diptera; Drosophilidae
Gene: Ppm1
Product: probable protein phosphatase 2C T23F11.1
Exons: 2
Coding region: 186-1250 (354 amino acids)
Biological process (GO): protein dephosphorylation
Molecular function (GO): protein serine/threonine phosphatase activity; cation binding
Source: RefSeq, a predicted model, not a curated record
CAGUAAGCACUGUUUAGCCAGUCGGCUAAAUUCCAAAAUAUUGUUUGGACGAUCCCAUACAGACUACAGUUAUUUACUCCGCUAACCCGAAACUCCGCUAACCUAAAAGGUUGACCCGAAGAAAAAGCUAAACACAACUGCAACGCAACUGAGGUCGAGUGUUGGGCUAGUAUACCAGAUUCAUCAUGGGCCAGACGUUGUCGGAACCGGUGACCACCAAGGAUUCGGCCUGUUGCGCAAAUGCCGCGUAUCGCGUGGGCUCCAGUUGCAUGCAGGGAUGGCGCGUGGAGAUGGAGGAUGCCCACACCCAUAUCCUGUCACUGCCGGAGGAUCCUCAGGCGGCCUUCUUUGCCGUGUACGAUGGACAUGGUGGAGCGGCGGUGGCCAAGUUUGCGGGCAAACAUCUGCACAAGUUCGUGACGAAGAGGCCGGAGUACAGGGACAAUGGCGUGGAGGUGGCCCUGAAGAGGGCCUUUCUAGACUUUGACCGCGAGAUGCUGCACAAUGGAUCGGUUGGGGAGCAGAGUGCGGGCUCUACGGCAGUGGUGGUGCUCAUAAGGGAGCGGCGCCUGUACUGCGCCAAUGCGGGCGAUUCGCGGGCCAUAGCCUGCGUUUCCGGAAUGGUCCAGGCUCUGUCCAUUGACCAUAAGCCCAAUGACGAGGCGGAGACCAAGCGCAUCUUGGCAGGCGGCGGUUGGGUGGAGUUCAAUCGGGUCAACGGCAAUCUGGCUCUGUCGCGAGCCCUCGGUGACUUUGUCUACAAGAAGAACUUGCUGAAGAGCCCCGAGGAACAGAUCGUGACGGCCAAUCCGGAUGUGGAGAUCCGGGACAUCACCGAGGACUGGGAGUUCGUCCUCCUCGCCUGCGAUGGCAUCUGGGAUGUGAUGACCAGCUCGGAGGUCUGUCAGUUUGUCCGCCGGCGCAUUUGCGAGGGCCAGGAGCCGCAGGGCAUUUGCGAGGACCUGAUGAGCCGCUGCCUGGCGCCGGAUGGCCAUGCCAGUGGUGUGGGUGGCGACAAUAUGACCGUAAUUCUGGUCUGCCUUCUCCACAACAAGAGCUACGAGGAUCUGGUGGUGCGUUGCGGUGGCAAGCGCAAAACCGCCGUGGAAUCUGUGGGCGACAUCAAGGAGGAGCCAGGCGUCGUCAAGGUGGUCUCUCCAUGCUCUCAGGGAUCUGCGAGCACCUCGGCCUCGCGAUUGGGCAUGGGCUUUGGUCUACGCGAUUCGCCAAGGAAGAACCCCAACUCCUAACUGAACAGAUUACUUUUUGUUUUUACCUGUUUCACGUUUUGCGUUUUCACGUUUAUACUCUCACAUUUGGCACAUUAAAACCGGGCUCUCCAAAUUUACAGUCUCUCGAAUCUUUUUUCCUCCGCUAAAACUUAAUAAAUUGUUUCAAUACUGCUGGCA